Molecule: messenger RNA, 846 nt
Organism: Triticum turgidum subsp. durum (durum wheat)
Lineage: Eukaryota; Viridiplantae; Streptophyta; Magnoliopsida; Poales; Poaceae
Source: the annotation of a GenBank genome assembly
AUGACGUCUGACAACAUCGUUGUCGUCCCACCUUUGGUCUUAGUUGGCAAGAACAACACAAAGAUACUGGACUACGGCUGCGCGUUGCUCACCAGCCACGACCUCUGUCCGCCAGGCUGCCUCGACUUCUUCCGUAUUCUGCUCAUCUACAACCACCACGGCGGCGGUGGGUUGUCAACGGUGCUCCGGUGCUACUCCUCGGACACGGGUCGCUGGGGACCGGAGACUAAAUCCAUUGUCAAGAUACCUAGUUCCAAGAUCAGCAACAUCGGCCCUGCCGUGAUACACCGCGGGGUGGCAUACUUGGCUCUCGAGCAGGGUGUGUUCGGGGUGCGCCUGGAUCGGAUUGAGGAGGACCAUACAAUGGACAUGCAUCUCGUGCCGUGUGACACCUCAAAAUUUAGCCCAAACAACCGCCUGAUGGGCGUCUCAUCGGACAAUCGGCUUUUCUUGAUGAAUUGUUGUUUCAAAGCAAUCUCAAAAAUGAAAAUGUGGAAAAAGCUCGUGCUGAAGCUAACCUAUCUCGAGUUUGCACAUGAAGAUGACAUCCACACCGCUAAGAUAUCUACCAUUCGUGAAGUUCUGUCGAUGAAGCAGAUUGGGAAGCAGAUGGAGGUGGCAUACUACCCCCCUGCGAUCAAGCUGCGAUGGUUUGGCGAGAAGAGUGGGAUCUUGUUGUUCACCAUGGGAGAGCGUAGCGGGCACAAUGGCACCUAUAUGAUGAACCUUCGGGAGCAAGUGGUUGACAAGGUGGCGGAUGAUGGGCACUCUUGGAAGAACCUGCUCGGGUAUGAGAUGGAUAUGGCGGCGUACCUUGUCUCUGUCGGCCAGAUAUCCUUCACUUGA